GGAGGGACGAGGUUUGGAAAGCCUGUUGAUCCAUUUUAUUUCUAACGAAAUUUUCUUGGCCAACGGAAAAGUCUCUGGUUUUGGGGGGAAAAGGUGGAUUUUCGGGUUCCUGCUCAGUCCUGGGUGAUGUUUUACACGACAAACACGUGAAAAGGGCUAUUGGUUUUAACCGUUUUUUUUUUUUUUUGCGCAUUCGGGAUAAGUUUUCAAGCGAGCAGGACUUUUUGGGACGAGCUGCUGAGGAGGAGACCAUGGACUGGGGAACGGAACUGUGGGACCAAAAUGAUGUCCUAGAGAAGCACACACAGUCAGGCCUGGACCUGGUGGACAAAUACAUAAAGUUUGUGAAGGAGCGCACAGAGAUCGAGCAAAGCUACGCCAAACAGCUACGGAACCUAACAAAGAAGUACAGCCCCAAACGAGGCAGCAAGGAGGAGCAUGAAUGCAGGUUUUCGAACCACCAGGCUUUCCUGGACAUUCUCAACGAGAUGAACGACUACGCAGGACAGAGGGAGCUGAUCGCCGAGAACAUGAUGAUGAACAUCUGUAUAGAGCUCAGCAAAUACCUGCAGGAGCUCAAAUUGGAGCGCAAGUCGCAUCUGUCAGAGGCCAAAAAGGCUCAGCAGACAUUGGAGAGCACCUACAAGCAGCUCGACAAUAGUAAAAAGCGCUUCGAGAGGGAGUGGAAGGAGGCGGAGAAGGCUGCAAUGUACGCAGAAAAAACAGAUCAGGAUAUCAACGCUACAAAAGCAGAUGUGGAAAAGGCUAAGCAGCAUGCUCAUAUGCGUAUGCACAUAGCAGAAGAGUGUAAGAAUGACUACGCUGCCCAGCUGCAGAAAUACAACAAGGAGCAGAACCACUUCUACUUCGCUGACAUGCCACAGAUAUUCAAUAAGCUGCAGGACAUGGACGAGAGGCGUGUGCGGAAGCUAUCACAAACCUACAUCCUGUUUGGAGAUACGGAAAGACAAGUCAUGCCCAUCAUCGGGAAGUGUCUGGAGGGCAUCACCAGAGCUGGCACCAAUGUUAACGAGAAGAACGACUCCAUGGUUCUUAUAGAGCAGCACAAAUCAGGUUUUGAGCGUCCUGGCGAUCUGGAGUUUGAGGACUACAGUCAAGGCAUCAACCGGGCCUCUUCUGACAGCAGUCUGGGUACACCUAAAGGCCCUCUGGAUCUGCUGGGCAAAAACAAAAGCAAACCUUUCUGGCUGUUCAGCAAGAAGAGCAAGCCUUCCUCCUCCUCCCCACUCACGCCUUUCUCCACACCGCCCGCCCCCUCACCCGCUAACGGACCCCCCUCCCCCAAGUUUGCCCGGGAUCCCCUGUCCUACUGUUUGAAGGAGAUCAAUAAGACAGUCAAGCCACGAAUCUCAUCCUUCCGGACUCUCCGCAGAACGAAAUAUACCCUGGAGAGGAUCACGCCGGCUGCCACAGAGGAUUUUGGUCAUCUUCCUCCGGAGCAGAGGAGGAAAAGGCUUCAGCAGAAGAUCGAUGACAUCAGCAAGGAGCUGCAGAAGGAACUAGACCAAAGCGAGGCUCUUGGGAAGAUGAAAGACGUUUAUGAGAAAAAUCCCCAGAUGGGUGACCCUGCAAGCCUGGCUCCGCAAAUCACACAGACUACCCAGAACAUCGAAAAGCUCAGAGGGGAACUUAACAAAUACGAGUCAUGGCUCGCAGGAGCCGGGGGACGAGGAGACCCGACUCUUCGUUACUCCACUCACUCUCUAAACAACAACGGUGGCCACAAUGCAUACAGUCCUGAUGGUGCACAUUCGGACGAAAGCACCCCCGACCCCUCUCAGGCCAUUUACGCAGAGUUUGAUGAUGACUUUGAGGAGGAGGAGCUCUCCAAUCCCAUCGGCCAGUGCACAGCUCUGUACAACUUCCCAGGCUCGAGUGAAGGCACGAUCUCCAUGCAGGAGGGUGAGGUCUUGGCCGUGGUGGAGGAGGACAAAGGCGACGGAUGGACACGGGUGAGGCGGAACAACGGCGACGAAGGCUACAUCCCCACUUCCUACGCCAACAUCGCACUCAACAAGUGACCCACACAGCACCGUCCCCGACACGAGGAGCAGCUCCUCAUCAUCUUGGCAUAUCAUUUGGCACAGACACUGCAAAGAGUGAAAGUUCGAGAGAAGGAGAGUAGAAGAUAGAUAGGAACCUGCUAUGCAUCUGACAGAUUCCCAUCAGGUCAGCCUGAAAGAGCAUGGGAAUGUUGUUAGGUUUUUCCUUUUUUUUUUAUCUCCUCCCCCACCUCCUUGUUCUCCUCUUCCUUCUCGUCCUCGUCUAGACGCCCGUGUUGCAGCGAGCACUUGUAUGUUCGAAAUGCCGUCCGGGGUCUCGCUCGGCCUGUGAGACAUCAGCCUUCUGCCAUCAUCAAAUAAAGACCAACCACAGGAGGAGGUUUCAGUGCUGUAGACGAGCAAGUCAGACGCCUACAGCACACAUUUUUGCCAAUUGUGUAUGUGUAUGUGGAGAGAAUGAGAAAACAAGAAGCAAUUGUAAGUCUGGUGCUAGCAGGAGGAGGAACUUAGUCAGUCAUAACACUUUGCUUUUCACUGUCCUCAUCAGAAUCCUGUUAUUCCUCGGCCUCCACGUUUCGACUUUUCUUUUUAAUGGACAGCACAAAGACCAAACGAGCAUCAAUCCUCCUCAAACACUUGCCUGUAUGCGCAUGGACCGAGUGUGUGUAUGUAUGUUUGAGAGAGUGUGCCGUAUGAACCAUUUAAUACAGUUUAACCCUUUUUUGUUUUAGAAAUAUAUAUAUUUUUCUUCCUAAAAUUUAAACGCUACACACACACACACACACACACACACACAUUCUCUAGUACAAAGCUUUUAAGACAAUCACUAUAUACAGAUAUACAUUGAAUUGAAUUAUGUUGGAUUUUUUUGUUGUUGUUUUUGUUUUUUUAAACAAACCCUGGCUGCAUAUUACACAAAUACGAUAAUGCUUGAAAAAUUAUAAUUUAUUGUUUGUGUGGUCACAUUUGUACAAGUUGUAAUGGCACACACACACACACACACACACACACACACACACACACUGCAAAAUCACAGUUUAUCAGCAGCUAAGGUAUAAAUAAAAAAGGAAAACUACAAAAAAAGAUGUGGCACGUUUAAGUAUUUAUAUAUGUAUUAAAAAAAUAAUAUAUUUUAGAUUUAAAACAUUUUUUUUGGGUCUUAUUUUCAGGAAUAAAGAUUGUGCAGCCUCAGCUCA
This is a messenger RNA of Silurus meridionalis, 3220 nucleotides long. RefSeq names its product thyroid hormone receptor interactor 10a (gene trip10a). Gene Ontology annotation, molecular function: protein binding. Gene Ontology annotation, biological process: signal transduction. The coding region runs from base 252 to 2042 and encodes 596 amino acids. The record is from RefSeq and is a predicted model, not a curated record. The transcript has 16 exons. Lineage: Eukaryota; Metazoa; Chordata; Actinopteri; Siluriformes; Siluridae.